AUGUCGUUUCGCGGCGACGACCAGCGCCGCUACGGCCAAGUUCCGCCUGUUCGGUACGCAGUGUCUGACCAACGGGCCGCGGAUCAGCACGAUGCUUCUACAAGCUCCGGCACUGGUUUCGGCAGACGCCAAAGCUUCAACAGCGGCGACGAUGGCGCCUACUACAAUUACCCUCUGGACCGCCCGCUGUCCCGUCAUCACCACCCCGGUCGCAGCAGCCAGGAUGAGCUGUUCUUGAUCGGCUCAACUGGCGGCGCCGAUCCGUCCUUUGAUCCCUAUGCCUCCCCCAGCAGCCCCAUGUCUGGGUACCAACAUCAGUAUCACGAUCCGACCCCUCCGACGCCUUCGCAACCGACGUAUGAUCCUCAAUCGUUUGUCCAUGCGUCGACGGCAAGCUUCCAGAGGUCGCAAUCUGCCGCCCUUCCCUACCAUCCUCAUCCAUCUUCCCGCUUCUCUGCCCCCAGAGUAAGUUCCUACAACGAGCCAGCCCCGCCAAUGACCACCAACUACACCCCUCAAGCAUACAAUCCUGCAGCCUAUGCAACAACCAGCCCCGUUCCUCAACGCCAACCUGCGUACCAUGGCUAUGCCGGCGCAGAUCACGCCUACACAUCUCCUACUGCCGCAUCGACCUCUCCAGGAUACGGACAGUCGCCCAUCGGAACGUACCCCGCCACCUUUUCACAACCAAUACGCUCGCCGUCAUUCUCCCCCGGCUUCCAGCAGUCAUUCCUCCCAAGCUCCGCUUCGUUUGCCGGGCCCGGCUCCCAAACCGCCACACCGACUUUAUUUGAUCCAUCUCAAUACGGCGGAACUGCUCAGUACUCACCUGGCAGCCCGAACGGAGCGUCCCCCUAUCUCGCCGGGGCGUCACAGGCUCAUUCUCCAUCUCAGCCCCCUUACCCUACGCUGUCUCGCAUUCCCGUCAGCCCCAACUACUCCGACAGUAAUGAUCAGCCCUCAUACUAUGGCCGUCUGCGACAAAACCCUCCGACGUCUCCCAGUUCAUCGCCUGAUUUGCAGCCUCAGACUUUGACGGGCCUGCAGCGGCACCCAACAAAUGCUCCCCUGCCGAGUCGCCCCAUGGAGGACGUGCCGGAGGAAGUCACGCCUUGGGACGAGCAUGGACGACCGCUACCACACCCCGACGACGACGACGACGACGACGACGACGACGACGACGAUGACGACGAUUAUGAGCGAAUCACUCAGGAGAAUAUCAUGCAUGAUAUUGAGGCCGAGCUGAGAGGUGGCGGUUAUACGUCUCAGAGUCGGCCCUUGCCCAUCGACGUAGAAGUUGCCGGAGAAUACGAUUAUAACAAUGCGUCGGCAUAUUCUCCUCCCGGGACCAGACUCUCGCCUAGGGGGCUUCCGAGCCAGCCGCGUUACGAUGACGGAGACCAAGACGAAGACGAUGAUCCCGAGGGUACAGCAGGCGUGCUGGCCAUGCGGCAGGCCGAGCUGGAGGACCAGCGUUUCAGUAAUAGCGCAUUUACGUACGCUGGAAAUUCUACCGAUGAUCAAACUCAUACCCUUUCUCCGCCCCCCCCUGCUGCCGCCGCCCCGCCUGCUUCCCACGAGGACCAGUCUCAAAGUAGCGGAAGUGACUAUUGCGGCAUGGACUUGGGCAUGUUGAGCGGUGGCUACGCCGGGAGUUUGGUCUAUGGCGCAGGCGCUGCCCCUCUGGCAAGGCCUUCGUCAAUGCAGGAAGGGGGUCGGCCGCUGCCUUUUCCGGGUAAUCACAACUCCGUGCGAGACAACUAUGAUGAUGAUGAUGCCGCGUUUCAGAACGCCGAGAUGGACUACGGCGGCACGGGCGGGCUACAAGCUCCGGUGGCACAUCGCCUCAGUUUCGACGAGGGCCGAGAAGAGCGGGUGUCGAUUCACUCUCAGCACAGUGGUACCGAAUCCCCUUGCAAAGAUGAAUACCAGGAUCUUUUCUACCACCCCGGUAUAUCGAGCAGACCACUUCCCGCCCUACCGCCAGGACCUGGAUCCGACAGUAGCUCUAUGCUUUCGGCCCACAAUAGUGUCCGCUCGCAGCACCAGCAGUAUCAUUCUCUGAACGCAGAUGCCCAGUAUUACCAUGCAGAAGGUCCUGAGGCUUACUACUACGAAGCCGGGGGACAACAGACGCCGCAUCCGGAAAGAUCAAUCUCCCUCGGUGGUCACAGCAAUACCCCGCAGAUUCAUGCUCCUGCCAGAUCAAGGACGGAUGCGGCGGAAGAACGCAAGAAGCAGCACCGGCAUCAUCACAAGCAAGGCUCGAUUUUGUCCGAUAACGACAACUCAGCCGGAGGUGCCUUUGAGGGCAUCACACUGCCGAGCGGACGAAAGAAGAAGUUUGUGCCCUCCAGGCUGACUGCUGGAGAGUUCAACAAAUGUGAGGAGCCGUGGGCUUUGAGUGGCAUCGAAGCCUGGAUCCGCGCCAUGGGCGAAGGGGAACUCGACCUCAAAGGAAAGACGAUUGACGAGGCUCUGACCAACUUGUUUGUGUUCAAGAUACCCACCAUGAACGUGGCGGACGCUGAGGCACUGAGCAGUCAAAUUGUGGCUCGAAUGCUGGAGUCUCAAGUGCUCCUGCCCGACGAAGAGUGGGUGAAGUUUGGAGGGGGCCACAUCUCGGGUGUGCUCUGGCAGCUGACCGGAUCCGGCUGCUAUUCUCCCAAGGUGCACGAGACUGAGGUUGGCGGCCGCUGCUAUGCCCAUCAUUGCACGCGCACUUUGAAGAAGGUGGAUCUGGAGGUCCUUGCCGACGAGGUCCAGGGCGCCGACGCUUGGAAUGUUUUCUACGGCUUGAAGAAGGAAGACUGGGAGGCCAAGCCACGAAAAGAAGUCGAUCGCCAGAACAUCCUGCACGAAAUCGUCACCGGCGAGGAAAACUAUAUCAAGCAGCUCGACAUCUUCCGCACGCUGUACAGAGACGAUCUCCGGACAAGAAUCCCCCCCAUCAUCCACCCUGACCGGCGAGAUAAGCUGCUGGCGGCCGUGUUUGGAAAACUCGACACGGUCCUCCGGAUCAACAAGGACCAUCUCUUGGCGCAGCUCAAAUAUCGUCAGCAGGAGCAGGGCCCGUGGAUCGUCGGGUUCAGCGACAUAUUCCGCGAAUGGAUUCGCAAAGCCAAAUCGGAUUACAUUGAGUAUGCCACGGGGUAUCCCAGGGCCACCUACAUGGUCCGGAAAGAAGCCGAUAGAAACAUGUUGUUCAAGAAAUUCCUCGAAGACAAGCAGAAGCACAAGUCGUCAUCCAAGCAGGACUGGACCCAUUUCCUCAUCACCCCCUUGCAGCGUCUGCAACGUUACAUCCUCUUGCUUCAGAGCGUUGACCACAAGAUGAUUGGGGACAGCGAAGAGAAAUCCAACCUGCAAAAGGCCAUCCAGGAGAUACAAGCCGUGACGCACGAGUGCGAUGCCAAGGUAGCAGAAUCGAACAAGAGAGUCCAAAUGAUGGAGCUGGACCGGAUGUUGGUCCUGCGGCCCGGCUUCCAGUCCGUCCUGAACCUGGAUCAUCUGGGCAGGGUUCUCAUCAUGCAGGGCGAGCUGCAAAGGAUGGGGUCCAAGGGCAUGAGGUGGGUCGACUCGCAUGCUCUCUUGUUUGACCACUACUUGAUUCUGGCCAAGGUUGUCGUACCCAAGGACGGGCGUGGGGAGCGCAAAUACGAUGUAUCGAGAGAACCCAUUCCGAUGCCGCUCCUCUUCUUGGAGAGCAUGAAUGACGAGCCGGUCAUGAAGCAAAAGGGCCUGACCGCCCCCCUUGGCAGAACAACGGCCGCGCCGUCGGGCGCCCAGCUCAGCAAGGUGCCGACGAACGGUGGACGACCUGGACUGGAGCAUGCGCCCACAGGUUCGUCGGGAAACUCGCUAACACCGGCCCCGUCAAACGACGCAGAAGGCAAGAUAUUGUACCCUUUCAAGGUGAAACAUCUCGGCCACGAGGUCUACACGCUGUACGCGUCUUCUGCCCGAGACAGACUCGACUGGUGCACGAGCAUAAUCGAAGCCAAGACCAGGCACGCCAAGGCGUUGUACGCUCAGAAUGCGGAGCCGUUCAGGCUACGGGUGUUGGCAGAUGCCUCCUUCCACUAUGACAUCAGCUCCGUCUACGCAAGAGCAUCGGGCGUUCCGGUCAAGGGCACACCCCUUGAUCGAGCCGUCCAAGAUUUGGAGAAGAUCCUGGGUGCUGCACAAGGCAUCGCUCCCGUGUGUCGCGCGCAGGUCAAUUGCGCAACAGGAUUUUCCGCCUUUGGGAAGACCUUGAUCGCCAUUGGCACUGAUUACGGUGUCUUUGUUACCGAUCCUUCCAAUCCUCGGGGAUGGACCCGGUCGGUUCAAGUCAAUCGAGUGACCCAGAUGGCCGUCUUGGAGGAGUUUUCAGUGUGUCUGGUGAUUGCGGAAAAGUCGCUCAUCUGCUACCCAUUGGACGUGAUUGCACCAGUGUCGGAGUUUGCCCCUGCGGUCUACGACAACGCCCGCCGCGCUCCUCAGCGACUCGCAAACAACGUGACGUACUUUGCAACGGCACGAAUGAAGGACAGGCUGCUGGUGUUUUACAAACGCAAAGAGGGCUUGCACACGUCCUUCAAGGUCCUGGAGCCCAUCCAUCACAAGGCAACGGAGAAGAAGUCGCGAGUGUUUGGAAGCCGCAGGUCGGCCACGGGAAGCACGAAUACCUUCCGCGACUUUGACGAGUUCUACCUGCCGACCGAGUGCUACUCCCUCAGCAUUUUCCAGACGUACGUGGCGGUGGCCACGUCCAAGGGCGUCGAGAUGUUGACGCUGGAUAAGAAGCAGCCAAUGUCCAUACCCGAUCUGAAGGCGCCUGCCAUCGCCAACAUUGCGAGCCGAAUCCGGGAUCAAAAGCCGCUAGGCAUGUUUCGACUCAACGAGAACGAGUUCAUCCUCACGUACGAGGAUUGCGCGGUAUACGUGGACAAGCACGGCGACGUGAGCCGUACCCUGAUUAUGGAGUACACGGGCAAGCAAAAGAAGGCCAGGGGCUCGACCAUGUACGGCCAGUACCUGCUCCUGUUCAACGAGGAUUAUGUGGAGGUGCGCAACGCGGAAAACGGCCGACUGCGACAGAUCAUUGCCGGGAGAGACGUGCGCGUAAUUGACUACGGCAUUCGAGGGCCAACGGGGGGCAACGCCCUCCAGUCGCAACAGACGUACGGGCCCAAUGGACAGUCAUUGCUGGCAGGCGACACGUCCAAGGGGACCGUCAAGAUUUGCAUGUGCCACCCGGAACUUGCUGGAAGGCAAAUCGUUUUGGAGAUGCUCCUGAAUGACGGGCACUCGGAGGGGUAG
Molecule: messenger RNA, 5304 nt
Organism: Ustilaginoidea virens
Lineage: Eukaryota; Fungi; Ascomycota; Sordariomycetes; Hypocreales; Clavicipitaceae
Exons: 2
Coding region: 1-5304 (1767 amino acids)
Molecular function (GO): guanyl-nucleotide exchange factor activity
Source: RefSeq, a predicted model, not a curated record